Messenger RNA from Linum trigynum, 1685 nucleotides. Lineage: Eukaryota; Viridiplantae; Streptophyta; Magnoliopsida; Malpighiales; Linaceae. The record is from the annotation of a GenBank genome assembly.
GGCUCAUUACAAACAUACGAAACUUGCAAUGUAAUAUGCUCUAAAUAUAUUGGACACAAGUCAAUCACUUAUUUCAUGGAUAUAUGAAGACUCAUGCCAUCCAACUUCGAGCAAUACUCAAAGACCGCCUCCGAGCGAUGCUCCCUCCCGGGAAUGCGUCUCGCUUCCGAGCGAUGCUUCCUCCGGGAAUGAUUCAGGCCUUCCGCCUCCGGGAAAGGCUCGAAAAUUGCCUCCGAGCGAUGCUCCCUAUAGGAAAUGUUUUCCGCCUCCGAGCGAUGCUCCCGUUCGGGAAUGAUUCCCGCCUCCGACCAAUGCUCCCUCUAAGGAAUGUUUCCCGCCUCCGAGCGAUGCUUCCUUUCGGGAAUGAUUCCCACCUCCGAGCGAUGCUCCCUCUUGGGAAUGCUUUCCACCUCGGAGCGAUGCUCCUUUUAGGGAAUGCUUCCCGCCUCUGAGUGAUGCACCCUUAGGGGAAUGAUUCACGCCUUCGCCCUCCGCGAGGCUCGAAGACCGCCUUCAGACUUCCAAAAAGCCAAAAUACUUAGGUGCUUCCCAUGAAGCCAAUGGACUAAGCGGUUUCCAGGAAGCCGAAAGACUAAUGCGCUACCCAGGAAGCCGAAGACUUAAGCACUUCCCAGAAAGUCGAAGGACUAAAGCACUUCCCAGGAAGCCUAAGGACUAAUGCACUUCCCAUGAAGCCGAAGGACGAAUGAGCUUCCCAAGAAGCAAAGGACUAAUGUGCUCCCUCGGAAGCCGAAGGACUAAUGCACUUCCCAGGAAGCCAAAGGAGCAAUGCGCUUCCCAUGAAGUGAAGGAGCAAUGUGCUUCCCAGGAAGCCAGCGCUUCCCAAGAAGCGAAGGAGCAAUGCGCUUCCCCUAAAGCCAAAGACUUAAUGUGCUUCCUAAGAAGUGAAGGAGCAAUGCGCUUCCCAGGAAGUGAAGGAGCAAUGCGCUUCCCUGAAAGCCAGAGAUUUAAUGCACUUCCCAGGAAGCGAAGGAGCAAUGCGCUUCCCCGAAAGUCAAAGACUUAAUGCGCUUCCCAUGAAGCGAAGGAGCAAUGCGCUUCCUAGGAAGCCGGGAGCAAUGCGCUUCCCAGGAAGCCGAAAGAGCAAUGUGCUUCCCUGAAAGCCGAAGACUUAAGCGCUUCCUAGAAAGCCAAAGGACGAAAGAGCUUUCCAGGAAGCCGAAGGACCAAUGCGCUUCCCAGGAAGCUGAAAGACUAAAGCGCUUCCCAGGAAGCCGAAGGCGUAAGCGCUUCCAAGGAAGCGAAAGAUACAACGCCUCUCGCUAGGCUAAAAGUAAGAACCAACAUGCUAGAAGACGAAACGCCUCCUAGUAGGGGGGGCAACAUCAACAAGAAGAUAAUAGUUGAUCUUGCCUCACACAAGCAAGACAUUGACAAGACACAUGAGCUCUGAACACAUAUGGGUGCGACAUUGGUGAGACACAAGAGCGUCUUGAGUUAAAACUCUCAAGUCGUGGGGGCCACCAUACCUAGCUCAUAGCUAUGGCUUGCUAACGCUAACAACAAUGGACAAGCGAAGGAACUCUUAACAACUUGAGAGCUAUAGUUAAAGAUAUCGAAAGCUAAGCAAGGGGCAAAAGAAAGGAUCACGCAACUCACACAAGGGGCAAACCGCACCAUCCGGAUUCACAAGUAAGGCAAAUUAAUACACGAUUAACGCAUUA